UUCCAUUCACCAACAUGGCGGCGCUCAACUGUUCCGUGGCAACUCUCUUCACGUCUGCUGACGCGGUUUUCAGUGGCACAGGCUGUCCAGAGGCUGCUCUACUGUGUGGGAUGAAUAUCUCCUGGGUUUUGACCAACUCCACUCAACAAGAUCUAGAUGAGCUAUGUUUGAGUGAGGACGAGUACCUGACCAGGCACCUGGGGCCUCUGCGCUCCCCUGUGUUCUUUCCCGUCUGUGUCACCUACCUCACCAUCUUCCUGGUGGGCGUCCUGGGCAAUGCCCUGACCUGUGCGGUCAUUUUACGCUACCGGGUGAUGCAGACCCCCACCAACUACUACCUGCUGAGCCUGGCGGUGUCUGACCUGCUGGUGCUGCUGCUGGGCAUGCCGUUAGAGCUCUACGACAUGUGGCAGAACUACCCCUUCCUGCUCGGCGAGGGAGGCUGCUACUUCAGAACCUUUCUGUUUGAGACGGUCUGUUUCGCCUCCAUCCUUAACGUCACCGCGCUCAGCGUGGAGCGCUACGUGGCGGUGGUCCACCCCCUGAAGGUCAAAUACAUGACCACUCGUGCGCACGUCAAGAGGGUCAUCCUCGUACUGUGGGCUCUGUCCAUGAUGUGCGCGGUGCCAAACACCAGUCUGCAUGGAAUAAUGAUGCUGCCUUCAAAGUUUGGACGACAGUUUCCUCGGUCUGCAAUCUGUCACGUGGUCAAACCCACCUGGAUGUACAAUCUGAUCAUCCUGAUUUCCACGCUUGCCUUCUUCCUGCUCCCAAUGCUGAUCAUUAGCAUUUUCUACAUGCUCAUUGGCGUACAGCUCCACAGAGAGAGGACCAUGACUGUGGUGGGCACCGGGUGUAGCUUUGGACCAGAAGGUCUGUCCAGGUCCCAUAAGCAGAAGCUCAGCAAACGCAACGUGCAAGUCACCAAAAUGCUGUGUGUGGUGGUGGUUGUGUUCGGCCUCUGCUGGGCUCCCUUCCACGUGGACCGCUUAAUGUGGAGUUACAUGGACACCUCCUCUCAGCAGCACCUCAAGAUCUUCGAGCAUGUCCACAUCAUCUCUGGGGUCUUCUUCUACUUGAGCUCCGCCAUCAACCCCAUCCUGUACAACCUCAUGUCCAGCAGGUUCAGAGAAAUGUUCAGUCAUGUGACGUGUUACUCCAGCAGCUGGCCCGCACGCUCCAGCUUGCAGAUGAUACGGCGCAGCACCUUCACCGAGAGCGUGCCUAACCCUACGAAAUGGACUCCUGAACCAAAGAACAUUAGACACUGAUGGGCAACAGAUUGUGGAGGAACGCAACAAAUAGAGGGCGCAAAGGGUCACUGAUGGUUUGUAUUGUAGGCAGACACAAUUCAAUCCUGCUCACUACCUAUUCCAUGACAGAUUACAAGAAGAGCAAACUGUCCGAUUCCAAUCACAAAGUAAUGACUCGUGUCCUCGCAGAUGGAGUGAAGUCUACCGAGCUUUAACAUCACCCUCCGACACGAUAUUGCAUUCAAAAUAAAGGAAAUAGCUGGGCCACACGGUUUGGUUAGCGACGCGGUCGGAACAAGGGUGGAGUUUGCAUGUUCUCCCCGUGUGCGAGGGUUUUCUCCGGCUUUCUCCCCCACAGUCCAAAAACAUGCAAUAUGGGGAUUAGGCAUAUUGGACAUUCUAAAUUGACCGUGAGUGUGAGAGUGGAUGGCUGUUUGUCUCCGUCCAGGGUGAACCCCGCCCUUCGCCCUAUGUCACCUGGGAUUGACACCUGCGCCGGCCACGACCUUCAUGUGGAGGAUAAAGAGGGAGAAGAUGGAUGGAUUAUUGUUAUUGUGAUGCUUGCUCCUGUUUAUAUGUUUUCUAUUCAGUCACCUGAUGAAUAGAGCUGUGUGAGAUUUAGGAUGAACCCUUAUCAUCAUCAUCAUCAUCAUCAUCAUCAUCAUCAUCAUCAUCAUCACCAGCACAGGUAAUUAGGGAACAUUAUUAUUAAUGCAGAUUUCUGGAGGCUUGUGGUGGUCAAGUACAUCUACAUAGGACGUUUCCGCUUUGUAUUAAAACCCGUCACAAAGAACGAUAACUGUGUGACCAUGGGUUACUUGAUGAGCCGUUAAGAGAAGCACUUAUGGGAAGAAAAUAAGGAGCCGUAUUACGACACACUGAGCGUAUUAGUAGUAACUCAAAUCCCAUUAAGAGCCAACAAAACAAUGA
Molecule: messenger RNA, 2183 nt
Organism: Solea solea (common sole)
Lineage: Eukaryota; Metazoa; Chordata; Actinopteri; Pleuronectiformes; Soleidae
Product: neuromedin-U receptor 1-like
Exons: 3
Coding region: 15-1271 (418 amino acids)
Biological process (GO): G protein-coupled receptor signaling pathway
Cellular component (GO): plasma membrane
Molecular function (GO): neuromedin U receptor activity
Source: RefSeq, a predicted model, not a curated record